GACAGCUCCCCUACCUGUCUAAGAUUACGGAUGCCGCCCUGGCUCGAGACUUUUCUAUGCGAACGACGACGCCUGAAUGACCAUCAUCAGAGCGCGGUCCCAUCCGAUAUCGACUUUCCACAAAGCCUGAAUAAUGCUUGACCUCAUCCAGCUCUAAGUUUCUCGUGCAUUGUUGCCGCAAAAAGUCACUCGUUUGCAAUCCAAGGGGGAAAGGUCCAAGGUGCUACGCAGAAAGUACUAAACUUGCGCCAUCUACCCAGUACCAUUACGCAUUAUCAGUACCUUUAUCUUGAUACCAGAAUCUGUCCCCGCCAAAUUUCCCCGGUGUUCGCGUCAUGCCUCACUCCACCACCUCCGGCUCUACGAUACAAACCUCUUCGGUCAAUCGAUCGCAGUACUCACCAAGAUCGCACAGCGACACCGACAACCUCUCUGCCAACGGCGGCAUGGAGAAGUUUCCCGAUCACAUCGACUCCUACCUCACCAACGGCUCAAGGGCCACAAGCCCUGCAAAGACGAACGGCUAUGCGCUCCCAGGCGCGACCACAGGCGGCGACCGCUGGCAGCCUCGAAAGGAAAGUCUUCAGGGUCGUGGGGUAAGAUGGGGAGGAGCAGCAGGCCAGUCGCCGGCAACACGGCACGGCCACGGCAGGCAGAAGAGUCUGGGCGAUGCCAUUCACAACAUCCGGACGAGAGGUGGAAGCGUUGGCCAAAACGCUCAUGAAAUAGCCGAUGCGCUGCGAGCUCCAGUCUCUCCCAAACUGAUUGCGCUCUGUGUUCUGUGGUACACCUCGUCUGCCCUGACCAACACUUCCUCAAAAUCCAUCCUGACGGCGUUUGACAAACCCGCGACCCUCACCCUCAUUCAGUUCGCUUUCGUAGCGACUUACUGUAUUCUAUUCGCCUGGCUCGCCAACAUCUUCCCAAGCCUCAGGACUACGAUACCAGCCCUUAAGCAUGGUAUCCGCUACCCGUCCCGCGACGUCAUCACGACCACUUUGCCUCUUGCCGCAUUCCAGAUCUUCGGCCAUUUGUUAAGCUCGACAGCGACGUCAAAGAUACCCGUCUCGCUCGUCCACACAAUCAAGGGUCUCUCUCCCUUGUUCACGGUUCUGGCCUACCGGCUGGUGUUCAACAUUCGGUAUUCGAUCAACACCUAUUUGUCGCUGGUUCCCUUGACUCUCGGGGUUAUGCUAGCUUGCUCCGGCAAGCACAACAAGUACAGCGGCGAGCUUUUGGGCAUUCUGUACGCUCUUCUAGCCACCAUCAUCUUCGUGACGCAGAAUAUCUUCUCUAAACGUCUCUUCAACGAAGCUGCCAAGGCCGAAGCCGAAGGUCAAUCCGCGAGGUCACAAAAGCUCGACAAGCUGAACCUGCUCUGCUAUUCCUCGGGUAUGGCCUUCAUCCUGACGGUACCCAUCUGGUUCUGGAGCGAGGGCACCGGGAUAAUCGGCGAUGUCCUCCACGAUGGAGCAGUCGACCUGAAUGAGAAAGCGGGAUCCUUUGACCACGGCCGCUUGACCAUUGAGUUUAUAUUCAACGGCACCUUCCAUUUCGGACAGAACAUUUUGGCCUUUGUCCUCUUGUCGCUGGUUUCGCCAGUAACAUACUCCGUUGCAAGUCUGAUCAAGCGUGUUUUCGUCAUUGUCAUCGCAAUCAUCUGGUUCCGGAACCAGACGACACCUCUCCAGGGGGUCGGCAUCUUGCUGACCUUUGUUGGCCUUUACCUCUACGACCGAACUCACGACCGGGACAAAGCGGAUCGCAAGGCCAAGAUGAUGGAGAUCAAGGAGGAGCCUCUCCUGCCCCUGAACACCAAGGAAGCAUUCAGCGCAAGCCAGAAUGCGCCGGUCUUUGAGAGCCCCAUGGUCUCGGCCGGCCCGUUCCAGUCCUUCAGCAACGGACCUUCGCCUCGAAGGAGCGAAGAUUCAAAAAAGUCGGAUGGUCCUAGCAACGGCCGAGCUCGCGGCGCGAGUAACGCUGCCUGGCUUGCACCGGGCACAAAGCAGGAAGACACAUGGCGGUUUGGGGAUCGGUAAUCGGGUACAUGUACAACUUGUCUUUUGGGGGGCGAUGGUUUGUAGGGAUUUCAAAUGUACGAUUCAUGAUCAGCGCCACCCUGGUUUGGCGACUAUGGAUGGAUGAAACCUAUGUCUUUGCUUGUUAUGCGUGUCAUCUGUCUUUAAGCUAACUGUGAUGGAAGAAGUAGUGUAAGGAGGGGAAAAAGGAGAGGCCCCCCUCCACCGGGCACUAUAUCUAGACACAAGUGGAGGGGUAAUGUCGAGAAGGUAGAUGUGAAAGACUUGGGCAUUCGGUUGGGGAUAAAAGAAGCGGGUCUCGGCUUCAUGGUCUAGUGGUAAUUAAAACACGACCGACUGUAUCGGAUGGGUCACAACUAGGUUUUCUGGGACAUCAACUACAGGCAAACGUUGAGAAAGUUGGGAAAGGGUAUUGAUUCGCCUAGGACCUUCUUCAUGUAAUGUAAUCAUGAGAAACUUCGCCCAGCAUCUAACGUAGCACAUUGUGUCCCAAUGCUCCC
Messenger RNA from Colletotrichum destructivum, 2539 nucleotides. Its product is annotated as Putative sugar phosphate transporter domain-containing protein. Gene Ontology annotation, biological process: phosphoenolpyruvate transmembrane import into Golgi lumen. The coding region runs from base 336 to 2039 and encodes 567 amino acids. Gene Ontology annotation, cellular component: endoplasmic reticulum; Golgi apparatus. The record is from RefSeq and is a predicted model, not a curated record. NCBI's taxonomy places the organism in Eukaryota, Fungi, Ascomycota, Sordariomycetes, Glomerellales, Glomerellaceae. Gene Ontology annotation, molecular function: antiporter activity; phosphoenolpyruvate transmembrane transporter activity. The transcript has 2 exons.